Didymodactylos carnosus is the source of this 126-nucleotide messenger RNA. Lineage: Eukaryota; Metazoa; Rotifera; Eurotatoria; Philodinida; Philodinidae. The record is from the annotation of a GenBank genome assembly.
AUGGAGCUUCUUCGAGAUAUAAAAGAAUCGUGUGAAAAAUUGCCGUUAGACCAAGUCAGUGGUCUAAUAGAAAGAGAUCCACAUCCACAACUUUGGUAAUUAAGAAAAUGAAAUGUUCCGUUAACC